Molecule: messenger RNA, 869 nt
Organism: Daktulosphaira vitifoliae (grape phylloxera)
Lineage: Eukaryota; Metazoa; Arthropoda; Insecta; Hemiptera; Phylloxeridae
Product: microsomal glutathione S-transferase 1-like
Exons: 3
Coding region: 101-577 (158 amino acids)
Cellular component (GO): membrane
Source: RefSeq, a predicted model, not a curated record
CCAUCAGUUAAACACAGUCCUGCUAAAUGGUAACAUGCACGUUGUUGUCUAACGUUUGAGAAACAAUAAUUAAGAAUAAAUUUGACAUAAUAAAAGAAAUAUGGCUCAAUUAAGUUCAUCGUUCACAAUGGAAAAUCCUGUUUUCGAAUGUUACGCUUUUUACAGUAGUAUAUUAAUUUUAAAAAUGAUCCUCAUGUCUUUUUUAACUAUAAUCCAAAGAAUGAAGAAAAAGGUUUUUAUAAGCCCCGAAGACUUAACACUUAAUCCGAUCAAAGCGAGCACAGGAGAAGUUUUAUAUGAUGACCCUGAUAUUGAAAGAGUGAGACGAGCUCACUUGAAUGAUUUAGAAAAUAUACCGAUAUUUCUUAUCACUGGAUUGUUAUUUGUCGCAAGCAGACCAGCAGAAAUGUUAGCAAUGAACUUAUUUAGACUAUAUACACUUGUUAGAAUAAUUCACACUUCGGUAUAUGCGAUUUAUGUUGUACCUCAACCCACUAGAGCUAUUAUGUUUAUAAUAGGAGUAAUAAUCAACAUAAUAAUGAUAAUAUGUAUACUCAUAAAAAUGCACCAAUUUUAAUUUAAAUUUUGCAAAUAUAUCAUUACAUAAUUUUUUUAUUUAAUUAUUAAGAGUAAAAUUGCAUCAUUUAGAUGAUUAAUUAAUUAAGAAUUAUGAAGAAAUAGUAUUUUAUAAUUUUUAAUAUUAAAUAAAUAUAGUAUUUAAUGUACAAUAAACAAAAAAUUCAUGAGCUUUUUGGGUACUUAAAUAUUUGCAUGUUUGCAAUAAAUGAUGUUUAUAAAUUAAAACUAUAAAAACAAGUGAAGCUUAUUUAUGAGUAACCAGUAGGUAUGCAGAAAAAUAAUUAUUUCUU